Molecule: messenger RNA, 1902 nt
Organism: Xenopus tropicalis (tropical clawed frog)
Lineage: Eukaryota; Metazoa; Chordata; Amphibia; Anura; Pipidae
Exons: 6
Coding region: 1001-1777 (258 amino acids)
Cellular component (GO): plasma membrane
Source: RefSeq, a predicted model, not a curated record
CAAUAAUUUGAAACCAACAGCAGCUCAUACUGAAGUGUGUCUGUGACAUAUUGCUUUUUAACCCCUUUGUGUCUUACUCUGGACUCUUGUGUUUCCUCAAUGAUCCUUUCCCUAAUGUGGGUGAAUUGAGAGGGCGCUACAUAGUGUGGGAUUACUGAGACCCCCUGCUUCCUGACAAGCUCCUCAGUGAGGCCUCCCACCCAUGGCUCUGUGUUACUGAGACCCCCUGCUCCCUGACAAGCUCCUCAGCGAGGCCUCCCACCCAUGGCUCUGUGUUACUGAGACCCCCUGCAUCCUGACAAGCUCCUCAGUGAGGCCUCCCACCCAUGGCUCUGUGUUACUGAGACCCCCUGCUUCCUGACAAGCUCCUCAGUGAGGCCUCCCACCCAUGGAUCUGUGUUACUGAGACCCCCUGCUUCCUGACAAGCUCCUCAGCGAGGCCUCCCACCCAUGGCUCUGUGUUACUGAGACCCCCUGCUUCCUGACAAGCUCCUCAGCGAGGCCUCCCACCCAUGGCUCUGUGUUACUGAGACCCCCUGCUUCCUGACAAGCUCCUCAGUGAGGCCUCCCACCCAUGGCUCUGUGUUACUGAGACCCCCUGCUUCCUGACAAGCUCCUCAGUGAGGCCUCCCACCCAUGGCUCUGUGUUACUGAGACCCUCUGCUUCCUGACAAACUCCUCAGUGAGGCCUCCCACCCAUGGCUCUGUGUUACUGAGACCCCCUGCUUCCUGACAAGCUCCUCAGCGAGGCCUCCCACCCAUGGCUCUGUGUUACUGAGACUCCCUGCUUCCUGACAAACUCCUCAGCGAGGCCUCCCACCCAUGGCUCUGGAUUACUGAGACCCCCUGCUCCCUGACAAGGAUUACUGAAUACAACCCUAAAACAACCCCUGGGAACCUGAGUCAAGAUGGUGGCACUUUUUAAUGAAGAGGAGGUCAAGCUCUGGGUCAAAAAAGAAAGAUCUGUGAAGGCCGUGGGAGACUCUCCUGCCCAGCAGUGAUGGGUCCCGCGCGUCUUCACCCAUUUAUUAUUUUACUUGGAUUAUUUCAUCUAUUUCUCAGCUCCACAUCAGCGGUGAAGGUUGAAAACUUCACCUUAUUUGAAGAGAAGCUGAAGCUGGAGGCGCAUACAGCCAAUAUGAUUCCCUGUGUGUUUCACACACGGCGCCGCCUCAACCCACUCAGAGUCCAACUGGAAUGGGGUAAAAUGGAUAAGGAAGGUUACGUGCCCCUCAUACACCUGGAGGGAAACCACGUGAGAAAGGCAGCGGCUGAUUUUGGGGAUAAAUACCAGCUGUUUAUACCCCAAGUGUCACAAGGGAACUGCUCCCUUGUGAUAAAUCCCACGGAUAUUGCAGACAGCGGCACUUAUCAGGUCCGGCUGAGGAUUCUAGGAAAGCUGUACGAGCCGGUUCCAUCCAUAGAGAUUCAGGUUGUCGAUCAGCGCAAAGUUGAGUCCCGGGCAUGGGGCAAGAAAAAGACGACUGUACCGCCAACCACUAUUGCAACAGUACCACCAGGAUUUGUUGACGACGUCCAAAAAAGACUUGUGAAAAUUGAUAAGAUGGCGAUUAUAGCGAUUAUACUUAAUGGGGUGUUCGUUGGUAUAGCCAUACUGCUAGGAGUCCUUGUAUUUAUUACAUACAGGAAAAAGAGUUCCUCUGGCGAUGAGGAGAACCCACCAAAAAAACGGAAACAGAAAGGAAAGAAGGAACCAUCUGACGAGAGUGAGGAAAGCUCAUCCAGUGAGUCAGAAGAGAGCUCUAGUGAGAGUUAAUAGGAGAGACUGGGCAUCAUUACAUGAUGUGGGAGGGAGGAGGGCCAGUCAAUGGAAGAAUUUAGACACUUCACUGGAGAAGAAGAAGAAAUUCUACUUUGUAUAACUUUCACAAAAUAUUAACA